Molecule: messenger RNA, 2267 nt
Organism: Labrus bergylta (ballan wrasse)
Lineage: Eukaryota; Metazoa; Chordata; Actinopteri; Labriformes; Labridae
Gene: nelfcd
Product: negative elongation factor complex member C/D
Biological process (GO): negative regulation of transcription elongation by RNA polymerase II
Cellular component (GO): NELF complex; nucleus
Molecular function (GO): RNA binding
Source: RefSeq, a predicted model, not a curated record
CACAGUCUCGCCAUUUUCCGCCACUUGACGGUAGCUUGCUAGCUAAACAAGCUAGCUGCAUCCCAACUCAGCAUCACUAGCGUUAAAAUAAGUCAUAUUUAGAAUUAAAACUCACAUUUAGGACAUUGCAGAUAAUUUAAUGUCAAUUCCCUCCCGUCGUCAUGGACGAGGAAUAUUACAGCACCGCGGGAGACUGGGAAGGCACGGACGGUAACUUGGAGGAUUAUGUGGAAGGGGAAAAUGACGGAAAAACACAGGAAGAUUGUCUGCAGAAAUUCUCCAGCCGGGAUUACAUCAUGGAGCCAGCCAUCUUUAACACCCUCAAAACGUAUUUCCAGGCAGGUGGCUCUCCAGAACACGUCAUCCAGCUUCUCUCAGAAAACUAUUCUGCUGUGGCUCAGACUGUCAAUCUGCUGGCAGAGUGGCUGAUCCAGAUGGGUGUAGAGCCUGCUCAGGUCCAAGAAAGAGUAGAGAAUCAUCUCAAGAGUCUCCUCAUAAAGCAUUUUGACCCUCAGAAAGCAGACUCCAUCUUUACAGUUGAGGGAGAGACUCCUGCCUGGCUGGAGCAGAUGAUAGCACACACUACGUGGAGAGAUCUUUUCUAUAAGCUGGCAGAGGCUCACCCAGACUGCCUGAUGCUCAACUUCACUGUAAAGCUCAUUUCAGAUGCAGGUUAUCAGGGUGAGAUCACCAGUGUGUCUACAGCGUGUCAGCAGCUGGAGGUUUUCUCUCGGGUGCUGAGGACGUCUUUGGCCACGCUGCUGGAUGGAGGAGAAGAGAACCUGGAGAAGAAUCUGCCAGAAUUUGCUAAGAUGGUGUGUCACGGUGAGCAUACAUACCUCUUUGCCCAGGCAAUGAUGUCCAUCCUCGCUCAGGAGGAACAGGGCGGAUCAGCAGUUCGGAGGAUCGGCCAGGAGGUGCAGAAGUCAGCGCAUCAGAGAGGCCAUGAUGCCAGUCAGAUAACAUUAGCCCUCGGCACUGCAGCCGCCUACCCUCGAGCCUGCCAGGCACUGGGUGCCAUGUUGUCCAAAGGAGCCCUGAACCCUGCAGAUAUCACCGUUCUGUUCAAGAUGUUCAGCAGCAUGGACCCGCCUCCUGUAGAGCUGAUCCGAGUGCCAGCAUUUCUGGAUCUGUUCAUGCAGUCACUGUUUAAACCAGGAUCAAAGAUCAACCAAGACCAUAAACACAAAUACAUCCACAUCCUGGCCUAUGCAGCGAGUGUGGUUGAGACCUGGAAAAAGAAUAAGCGAGUAAACAUCAAUAAAGAUGAGCUGAAGUCGACCUCCAAAGCCAUAGAGACAGUUCACAAUCUGUGCUGCAACGAGAACAAAGGAGCCACAGAGCUGGUGGCCGAACUCGGCACUCUGUACCAGUGCAUCAGGUUCCCGGUCGUUGCGAUGGGCGUUUUGAAAUGGGUGGACUGGACAGUGUCUGAACCGCGGUAUUUCCAGCUGCAGACUGACCACACUCCUGUACAUUUAGCUCUACUGGAUGAGAUCUGUACGUGUCACCAGCUGCUGCACCCGCAGGUCCUCCAGCUGCUCAUCAAGCUGUUUGAGACGGAGCACUCUCAGCUGGACGUUAUGGAACAGCUGGAGCUGAAAAAGACUCUGCUUGACAGGAUGGUUCAUCUGCUGAGUCGUGGCUACGUGCUGCCAGUAGUCGGUUACAUUCGCAGAUGUCUGGAGAAACUCAACACAGACAUCUCCCUCAUCAGAUAUUUUGUCACUGAGGUGCUGGAUGUGAUUGCACCGCCCUACACAUCAGACUUUGUUCAGCUCUUCCUGCCCAUCCUAGAGAACGACAGCAUCGCAGGAACCAUCCGCACAGAGGGGGAGCACGAUCCAGUCGCAGAGUUCAUUGCUCAUUGCAAGUCAAACUUCAUCAUGAUAAACUAAAGUGGAGAGACCACUGAAAUGUUGUUGGGGAUUGUACCAAGAAGACCCAAGAGCGACAGCAGAUACGUUAUCUCCAUGGUAACUUGAUUGUUCUGCACCAUGUUGGAGCACACAGCUCUAAGACUUGACUCUUAAGUUUGACAAAGUGAACGAUUAGUUUCAAGGAAAAGGAAAAUGUCAGCGAGCUGAAGGAAGAAAACUGAGGCUGGAGCCUCUGAAGAAGCAGCUAAAUGUUUCCCUUUUUUUCACCUGUAUAUUUAAUUUUUCUAUAUUCUAUGUUGGUUUAAACUGUUUUAAAGCAACUUUUGAUGUAUUUUUUAUUCUUGAUGGCAUUAAAAAAAUACAGAAAUAAAAGAGAGAAGACAUCAA